UAUGGGUCACUUUUCUGGACUACAAAUUUACAUCCACCCCUCGCUUAUCUCUCAUGUUCUCUCAAUUUUCUUUCUCUCCUUCUCCUCCUCUUACUCCUCUCUUCCUCCAAACCUUCUCUUUCUCUCUCUCUUUGUAAUUUGUACUCAUCUCCUCAAACCACAACCUCUCUUUCUCUCUUCACUCAAAGCCCAACUCCUCUGCUUUUUUUUUUGCUCUGUUUCAACCCACUUUUGUGGGUUUGCUUUCUUGUAAAAAUUUUGUAUUCUUCUCUCGGCGACCAUCCUAGUUAUGUCGUCGACCGUGUGCCAAGGGCUGCAGUCAUGUCUCGAACACUGGCUCGUCGAGCCACGAGCCAAGGGGCUCAAACUGGCACCACCCAGAGCAUACUUCACCCAAGCCGCCCGGACUCGGAGGCCUUCUGUGUCAGCUUUAGACACCGAGGACCAUGACGAACAAUGUAAUAAUAAGAAAAGCAACAACGACAACACCAGCAUUUACGACGAUCAGCGUGACAACAACAGCCACGACAAGGACAACGUCAGCGGCACCCAUCCCAUCAGCUCAAAUUGUGACUUGGGCAACUGGAGCUUCAUCCAAGCUCUCGCCCAUACCUCUGAAACUACUCUGGAAGCAAAGGAGAAGGAAACCCACUACGUCCAUCCUCUCAUUAAGCGUUCUUCGUCCACGCUCAGUGAGAAGAGCCUGGAGUUGUGCACUGAGAGUCUGGGUUCCGAGACUGGUACCGACAUUACCGAAUACAACAGUUUCUUGUCAUCCUCAUCGGACACUGAAGGUGCUAAGCCCCCGCCGACGGAGGAGCCGAGAUCAAGGCAGCUUUUUGAGGUUAGGAAACAGAGUUGCCACAAUUUUCCACCACCAUUGACGUCCAUUAGCGGCACCAAUUGUGUUCACUUCAAGCCUCACAGAGAAGGUGGCAGGUUGGUGAUCAAAGCCAUCACUGUCCCUUCCCCACGCACUUGUUUUCAAGCCGAACGGAGUGAUGGCCGCCUCAGGCUCCAUUUUGUGAAGAAUUGUCGUCCCACUUUUGACGCCAGAGCCGCCGAGGAAGAAUUCCAAGGAAACAAUGAAGAAGAAGAUGCAGAAGAAGAAGAAGAAGAAGAAGAAGAAGAAGAAGAAGAAGUAGAUGUUGAAGAAGAAGAAGAAGAAGAAGAGGAAGAAGAAGAAGAAGAAGAAGAAUGUGAUUUGAAUCUGAGUGAGGAGUUAUAUGGUAAUAAUGGAAAUGUUGGGAGUGAAAUGGGAAUUGGAAACUUUCAAAGGCCGAGCAGGUGCAAAGAAGGUGGGAGAGGCAACAAACUAUUAUUGAUUCGAGAGGCUUGCUGGGUUGCUACGUCCUAAACCUCUCUCUCUCCUCUCUCCUCUCUCCUCCCUCCUCUCUCUCUCUGUCUCUCUCUCUCAAAAUAUAAAGAUUUACUAUAUUCUUAUUUGUUUUCUUUUAUUUUCCUUCCCACUGUUAUAUUUUGAAUCUACCCUAUCAUGGUCAUGUGAAGAAUAUGCUAAUGGUAGUUAUUAUCGUUAUUGGA
This is a messenger RNA of Nelumbo nucifera (sacred lotus), 1542 nucleotides long. RefSeq names its product protein FANTASTIC FOUR 3. The record is from RefSeq and is a predicted model, not a curated record. NCBI's taxonomy places the organism in Eukaryota, Viridiplantae, Streptophyta, Magnoliopsida, Proteales, Nelumbonaceae.